CGGUAUGGCGCGGUCAAUACAGCUGGCUCCGGGCUCGCUGGCGCUGGUGCUGAGUCCGCGGGAGGCCGGGCAGGCUGCGGGAGAGCCCGGCGGCCGCGCGCUCUUCCGCGCCUUCCGCCGAGCCAACGCGCGCUGCUUCUGGAAUGCACGCCUUGUUCGCGCCGCCUCGCGGCUGGCCUUCGUUGGCUGGCUGCAACGCCGGGUGCUGCUUGUGCGAGCGCCCCAGUCCUGUGUGCAGGUGCUGAGGGAUGCCUGGCGGCGCCGAGCCCUGCGGUCGCCCCGAGGCUUCCGCAUCACCGCGGUGGGUGAUGUCUUCCCAGUGCAAAUGAGUCCCAUAGCCCAGUGUCAGUUUGUGCCCUUGGCUGAAGUUGUUUGCUGCACUAUAGCUGAUAUGAAUGCGGCUCAGGUGGCUGUGACACAAGAGUCACUCUUGGAGCACUUGAUGAAACACUACCCAGGUAUUGCGGUUCCAUCCCCAGACAUUCUCUACAGCACACUGGGGAUUCUAAUUCAGGAGAGAAAGAUCUACCACACUGGAGAGGGUUACUUCAUAGUUACACCAAACACUUACUUCAUCACAAAUACAUCCAUACAGGGAAAUAAGAGCGCCCUCCUGUCAGAUGAAGGGUGCUCCGUGCCCACUUCUGUGACCUAUCUGGUGAGCGUGGACUGCUGUGCAGAGCUGGCCCAGGAGAAUGAGGACCCUGUUUCCCACUGUCCAUCCUGUCGGUGUUUCCUUGACACAAGCAUGCGGGACACUAAAGACCCACUGGCUAUUGCAGAAGUGACUAGAAAAAAACAGGAAGGUCUUGAACCCACACUUUUGAAUAGGAGCCAGGUAGUUUCAGCACCUGAAGACACCCACAUCUGUGUGAGCCCCAAACCAUUACCAUACACCAAAGACAAAGGCAAAAAGUUUGGUUUUGGUUUCUUAUGGCGCAGCUUAUCUAGAAAAGAGAAGAUAAAAAGAGAGUAUCACAGUUUCUCUGCACAGUUCCCACCUGAAGAGUGGCCCGUCCGAGAUGAAGAUGGCUCCAACAAUAUCCCCCGAGAUGUGGAACAUGCAAUAAUCAAAAGAAUUAACCCUGUGCUGACUGUUGACAACUUAAUCAAACACACAGUCCUAAUGCAAAAAUAUGGAGAACAGAAAAACUAUAAUAGCCAGGGCACUUCCACUGAUAUACAGACAACCAGGCAUAAGUGUUCUUCUAAAGAGGGAAUUCGAAAAAGGCAGAGCCGGUGUGCCAAGCCUCACAGGCGGGGCUGUUCUCAUCCGGUUAGAUACAAAGCAUGGAGCCUGGGUAGUGAGCUUGAGCCAGGAAGUGUUGGACUGGAAAAGCAACCUAAGAUCCCUGCAGCCCAGCCUGCUCCCAUAAUGAGGAGCCCUAAUGAAGAAAUUCAGGAGCUGCAUGGUGGGAACCCAGUUGUGCUAGAUUCCCACUUGAUUUAUAAAAAACAGAUCAGCAAUCCUUUCCAGCACAUGCAUCUCCGAGGACACCCAGUAUCCAAAGGGCACAAUGUCCAGAAGAGCCAGGCUCUGAAACCUAAUCUGGUUGGGCCAGAGGAAAAGCCUUUCCGAAGGGUGGGGUCUUCUGGUCCUUCAGGCGCCUUUGAUGGUGGAGCACAAGAGACAUAUUCGGAACAGUGCCAUGAAGAAAGGGAAGAAGGACCCAUGCAUGCAAUGAAGGCUCCUGUCCAUCCUGUCAGUGACAUUAGAGGUGGCUUAGGAAAUUACCUUCCACAUAGUGUUUUACCAAGCCACCCUCAGUAUUGUUCCUUCAGGGAAAGUGUGUUGAGAAGUGCUGUGUAUAAUGAAGAAAGCAAGGUCAUCCCUGAAGUCUUGAGAAAAAGUUAUUCUGACUGUGACAUGUUCUUGGGGACCAAAGAAAUGCAUCAGGUCUUGCCCUCACAAACUUCCUCCUCUUUGGAGCCAAUAUCUUGUGUGUAUACAUCAGUGGAUAAGAUGGUAUACCAAUUCCAAAGCCUGGGCCUCUCACGUUGUCCAGCUGGGGCAAACCAUUUGAGGAUACACGAAAGGCAAGGUGGUGACUCCGAAGAACUAACUCAGAAGGUGUUUGUCCCAGAGGCACAGAUUGUGAAUAUGGAAAAUGAGGGGCUUUCUGACAGUGAGCAUGUCGAGGCAGCCUUGAACCAAAGUGACACCUGGGUGGAUGAUGGGGCCUGCAGUUCCCUGUGUUUGGAGGAUGACGACUUCUCUGAGACAGAUGAUGACUCCUGUCACACACUGCCUGGGUACACUCAAUGUUCCUUUGCAGGUAGAGGCAGGCAGAAUCAUUUGGGAAGACCAAUGGUGACUGGAAGAUCUCUGACUGAAUGUAAUAGCAAAACGGAUAAGUUUGAGCCCCUGGCAAAUCACUGGUACAAGGCCACUGGGUUGUUUGAAAAUUCAGGGGAAGGCCCAAACCCUGAUCUUGAUGACAGCCCUGGCUUAAAUUCAGGGACUGUAUUUGGUUUCAACUACGAAGCAGAGCCUACUGCCUGUGUCCAUGCUCCAGCAGCUGCUGACAGAACUUUACUUAAAUGCUCUACUGCAAGGGAAAACAGUUGCAGGGCUGAGAUCCUGCAAGAUUCUUCUGGUGACACAGGAAAGAAUCCAACUGGCUGGAGACAGAGCCUUGAAAAUCAGGAAAUGGAAAAGCAUUUCACAGACCAAUUGCAACUUUUCAGCGCCUCACAUGUGCCAGUGUUGGCUCAGGAUCCACAGCGAGAGCACAGUGGCCUGGAAGGGACAGAAAGCUAUAGCAUGACAGGAGAUAGUGGGAUCGAUUCCCCGAGGAUACAGUGCCUGGCAUCUAAUAAUUCUGCCAUUUUGGAUGGAUUUAAAAGAAGACAGAAUUUUCUGCAGAACUGUGAAGGCGUGAAGAGCCAAAUGCUCCCAUCCAGUUCCCUGCUGCAAUUAACCCCUGUUAUAAAUGUCUAACUUAAAGAUGAGGUCUUACACUGUAGUUCAGGCUGGCCUGGAUCUCAAUGGGUAAUCCGCCUACCUUAGCCUUUGGAGUGCUGGGAUUACAGGCAUAAAGCACCAUGUCAGGAUUAAAAUCUUAGCUAACUUUGGAGAACUCUCUUUACAACUGGGGUAUGUAAAGAUCCUCUAAAGCUGAACACCUAUGUUAUUAU
This is a messenger RNA of Phodopus roborovskii (desert hamster), 3138 nucleotides long. RefSeq names its product storkhead box 1 (gene Stox1). Lineage: Eukaryota; Metazoa; Chordata; Mammalia; Rodentia; Cricetidae. Gene Ontology annotation, biological process: positive regulation of transcription by RNA polymerase II. The coding region runs from base 5 to 2941 and encodes 978 amino acids. Gene Ontology annotation, cellular component: nucleus; cytoplasm. The record is from RefSeq and is a predicted model, not a curated record. The transcript is spliced from 4 exons. Gene Ontology annotation, molecular function: DNA-binding transcription activator activity, RNA polymerase II-specific; RNA polymerase II transcription regulatory region sequence-specific DNA binding.